This is a messenger RNA of Myzus persicae (green peach aphid), 1584 nucleotides long. It is a transcript of the gene ktub, whose product is annotated as protein king tubby. NCBI's taxonomy places the organism in Eukaryota, Metazoa, Arthropoda, Insecta, Hemiptera, Aphididae. The record is from RefSeq and is a predicted model, not a curated record. The transcript is spliced from 9 exons. Bases 255 to 1484 code for a protein of 409 amino acids. Gene Ontology annotation, cellular component: cilium. Gene Ontology annotation, biological process: protein localization to cilium.
UUACAAUAUUUUUAUAACAUCUAAAUAAUGAAUACUUGAUUAGUGAUAUGAUAGAGUUAAACAUUAAUUUAGUAAAUAUUGGUGUGAUUAAGUUCAUGGAUACUUUAAUAAAGAUUGUUAAAAAUUAAGUAGAACGUUAAAGUGUUUACAGAAUUACGUUAUUUUUUUCCUGCCAGCGGUUUUGAGUUUUGUUGGACGUGUGAAAUCUUACAGUUUUUGGUGAUCUGAAUUUGUGACUUACAUCCAGUUCAAUUAUGUCCGCUACUACUAGGAACAUCCGUCACCAAACGCUGGAACAACAAAAACAACUGUUGGAAAUGAAAAUGAGGCAGGUCAGACAAACUCCGCAGAUAAUUAAAGCGUCAGACAAUGUCAUGCCAAGUGCAAGAAUACGGCCAAAAUCUGCUAGGCCAGUGGAGAUGAAUUGUUAUGAUGGUCCGUUAACAUAUGCAAUGAUGAACUGCAGUCCAGACUCCAGUGAUAUAUUAGGUGUAUCAAGACAUUCUAUUAACCAUGAUGUUAUUGAAGAUAUGAGGAAAGAAGUAGCUGAAAUGACUGUUGACGAACGUAGAGUAUCUAUAGACACUGAAGAUGAAGAAUCUUGUUCCAUUUCUCCAGUUAAAAAUUUAAGUUCAAUACAUAUUAAAGAAAACAGCCCAUUUAUUUAUCCUUCUUCAACAAUUACUGAUACUAAUGAAUUGGAAGGAGAUGUAUAUGGAAAUUUAGAAACAUUCGUCCUGGAACCGGCUGCCCAAGGUGUUCAUUAUAAAUGCCGUAUAACUAGAGAUAAAAAAGGCAUGGAUCGGGGGUUAUAUCCUACCUACUAUUUACAUUUAGACAAAGGAAAUGGAUCAAAAAUUUUUUUAUUGGCUGCUCGUAAACGUAAAAAAAGUAGAACAUCAAAUUAUCUAAUAUCAACAGAUCCAACUGAUUUGUCUAGAGGAGGUGAUUCAUUUGUUGGGAAACUUAGAUCAAAUUUAAUUGGUACCCAAUUCACUGUCUAUGAUAAUGGUACUUCACCGUAUAAGACAUCUAUAGAAGGGAUCCAAGAAAGGCAAGAAUUAGCUGCUGUAGUAUAUGAAACAAAUGUGCUAGGAUUCAAGGGACCUCGUAAAAUGACUGUAAUAAUACCAGGCAUGAAUAAAAAUCACCAACGAGUUAAAGUCGCCACAACUGAUAACUAUAGUUCACUAUUAGAAUGUUAUCGAACAAAAAAUAUGGACGACCUGAUAGAAUUGCAUAACAAAACACCACAGUGGAAUGAAGAAACCCAAUCGUAUGUUCUUAAUUUUCACGGACGAGUCACACAAGCUUCAGUUAAAAAUUUUCAAAUUGUUCACGAUAAUGAUGUUGAUUACAUUGUCCUGCAAUUCGGUCGUAUUUCAGAUGAUCUCUUUACAAUGGAUUACAGAUAUCCAUUGUGUGCAAUGCAAGCAUUUGCUAUCACUCUUAGUAGUUUUGAUAGCAAAUUAGCUUGUGAAUAGCUAAAAUAUAUUCAAUUUCAAUUUUGAAGUCCUUAAAAAUUAAGUUUUGAUUUUAAUCUCUACUUAAUGAUUUUAGUUAACUAUAUUUUUUUUAUCUCCU